GAAGAGAACUACUUCCAGCCAUGAUACCAGAUAUAAAGCCACACUCCGAGAACAAGAGGUGAUCGCAAGGCUCCAGAAUCCCUGAAACAACUACAACCGUGAGUGAUAGCUGGAAGAAACUGUCACUUCAACCCCAGGGAGGACACAUCCUUCAUCCCAUAUAGGUUCCUACUAUGACAUUGACAUGGUAUAUCCUGCUCCUAACUCUAACAUGUCUGGCUUCAAAUAAAGCAGAAACAUGCCAGGAUGAAAAUAUUGAUUUUGAUAGAUCCUAUGUUGCUGAAGGAGAGCCACUUUAUGUUCACUGUCCUUUGAAAUACAUGCUAUACGAAGGCGAUUUUAACAUUACUUGGUAUCUAAAUGGCUCUGAAAUUAGUUUUAAUACACAGUCCAGAGUUCAUCAGAAUCAAAACUAUCUUAAGUUUCUCCCUGCAAGACUAGAAGAUUCAAAGUAUUAUACUUGUGUUUUAAGAAACUCCACAUUCUGCAUCCAAAAGCAUAAAAAAGUAGACGUUUUUACAUAUGAUGAGAACCUAUGCUAUAACAAAAGCACCUUGUACCCAUUUACAGAACAAAUCACACAAAACAUUCAACUCCCGUGUCCUGAAUUGGAGGAUUACAUUGAUGUUAAAGAUACUAAUUUAAAAUGGUUUAAGGAGUGCCUUCCUCUGGACACCAAUGGCAACAAAUAUUUUGUAGAGAAUAUAUUCUUAACUAUAACUAAUGUUACACAACAAGAUGAAGGAAAGUAUAGUUGUGAAGUACCACUUAAUUAUAAUGGUACAAGUUAUACCAUUUCACGUUCCAUUGAUCUGGACCUUCAAGCCAUUCCAAUCCGCAGUCCUCCUUCCAUUGUACGUCCAACAAAUAAUAUUUUAAGUGUUGCAUUGGGAUCUCCUGUUCACCUUACAUGUGAAGUGAUGUGCAAAGGACAGGGAUCUGAAAUACAUAUGUACUGGUCGUUCAAUAAUUCCUACAUCGACUCCUAUGAGGGUUUUAAUGAAAGAGUAAAAAGUGGAGAAUUAAAACGUGAAUUCAUAAAUGACAGUUGCUCAGUUUCACUAGACCUAAACUUCACAGAGGUUAAAGAAGAAGACUAUGACAGGAAAUUUGUUUGUAAUAUUUACUCCAAAGUACAAAGUACUGCUUAUGUGAUGUUUAAGCAUCCAGAUCCGAAUUACCAGAAUUUCUUAAUUGCAUUCUUUGUUACGUUGGUAUUUGUUGUCAUUAUUUGUGUCAUAGCCUUCAAAAUUUUCAAAGUUGACAUUGUUCUCUUUUAUCGUCGCUCCUGCUUUGCUAAAACAAAUCUAAACGAUGGAAAGAAAUAUGAUGCAUACAUUAUGUAUCCUAAAAACACAAAUGGAAACAUCGGUUAUACUGUGGAUAUCUUUGUACUGAAAGUUCUUCCUGAAGUUCUAGAGGGGCAGUGUUCAUAUCAGCUUUUCAUAUUUGGACGAGAUGACAUACCGGGACAAGCCAUUACUGAUGCAAUAGAAGAAGCUAUCUCACAAAGCAGGAGAUUGAUCAUUAUUUUAGGAAACACAACCAGUGAAAACCGACUGGAGAAUGAAUUUGAGCAACAUAUAGCCAUGUAUGAUGCUCUAAUCCGAAAUAAAACUAAAGUAAUCUUGGUUGAACUUGAAAAAAUUACAGAUUACUCAAAUAUGCCAGAGUCUAUCAAAUACAUCAAACAAAAGCAAGGUGUAGUCCAAUGGAAAGGAGAAAUCACAGAAGCAUCUCUUUCCUCCAAAACAAAAUUCUGGAAAAAUAUUCGAUAUCGGAUGCCACCAGAACAGCGGAAACAUUCAAAAGGCAUGGGUUACAUUACUUCAGAAAGCUUAUAAUUACUGGCAGUUGUGAA
Spea bombifrons (plains spadefoot toad) is the source of this 1861-nucleotide messenger RNA. Its product is annotated as interleukin-1 receptor type 1-like. The record is from RefSeq and is a predicted model, not a curated record. The transcript has 11 exons. The coding region runs from base 174 to 1844 and encodes 556 amino acids. NCBI's taxonomy places the organism in Eukaryota, Metazoa, Chordata, Amphibia, Anura, Pelobatidae. Gene Ontology annotation, biological process: signal transduction. Gene Ontology annotation, molecular function: interleukin-1, type I, activating receptor activity.